Messenger RNA from Leptomonas pyrrhocoris, 2344 nucleotides. RefSeq lists its product as hypothetical. The record is from RefSeq and is a predicted model, not a curated record. The coding region runs from base 293 to 2344 and encodes 683 amino acids. The transcript has a single exon. NCBI's taxonomy places the organism in Eukaryota, Euglenozoa, Kinetoplastea, Trypanosomatida, Trypanosomatidae.
AGUUUGUGUGUGUGCGGCAGCUUCAUCGAACGUGCUGCUCCUCCACCUGUGUGCCUGUGCGUCCGCGUGUGCCGCACGAAGCUUGCUUUAUUCUUCCCCCCCCCCUCUGCUGUGCCUUUCGCCGUAGCCGUUGCAGCUGUGCACACUUCUGGUUCUGCUGCUACUGCCGUUGUUGCUGAGGAGUUGCACGUCGGUUUUGCCUUAUUCUCUGCGCCCACCUUUUGCGUCAGAGCGAAAAACGCGAGACCCUCUUUGGAGUCUUUAUUUAUCCCCCCUCGUUUGUUUGUGAGUCAUGUCGAUGCAACUGUUUAGCUUCGGGCACCCCUGCGAGCACCAGCUCCAUCGUGCCUGCAUAGGAGGGUCGAACUGCCCUCUCAACGGCUACCCCGACACGUGGUGCUGCAGCUUCAUUAAGGGCAAGAUUAACUUCAAGCGCGAUCGGCCGUGCGAGGGUCCGCGAUGCCACUGGGACUUCGUGCAUCCCUCGCAGAGCCAGUUUGAUGAGGUAACGCAAGUGCUGGAGCAGAGUCGCCCCAUCGCGGCAAAGCUGGAUGAAGCAAAGGACACGGAUCUGCUGUCAUUUCAGAUCAACAACCCCCACAUUAUAGACACGGUGCAGUGUGCACUGCACAUGAUGCGGUACCCGCCUAGCACGUGUGCGCGCAGGGUGGGACAGCUGCUCGCCUACGCCGCCGUGCUCGCCGGGGAUCAGGAUGUUUUUGUGCAGCUGCUCAAGACGAUGAAGAAGCCCGUCGAUGGGUACAUCUUAGGCGCCUACGCGUACUUGACGCAAACCAAAGCCGGCGGCGGCAGCGCCGGUGGCGGAGAUAAGGGGGGCGCGAAUCAGAAAGGGAACAAGAAGCAAUCGAAGAAGAAGGACGGCAAGGACGACAUCACCGCUACCCUAGCGAACACCAUGGUGGAGUUGAUGAACGCGGCGCUGAGCCUCGGCGGGCAGCUCGUCGACCGCGAAGAUCAGCACGUCUUGCAGGCCAUGCUGAUCAAGGCGCUCUCCACCUACCCGAAGGGCGACAAGCGGCAUCAGGAGAUGCUGGAGAAGGCCAUCGCGAAGUUCGGCCACCGAAAGCUGGACGAUGAGGAGGAGGCGGCAGCGAAGCGGGAGGCGGCCCGGCGCGAGGCAGCCGCAGCGGCCGCGGCAGCACCACUCGCUCCGGACUUCACGAACACCACCUGCCUCUCCGGCGCCACCUCGACAGCGACGAACACGGUGACGAACGCAAACAGGGGCGAGGCAUCGGGUGCCCCCGCCGCAGCCCAGGAACCGCCCGCGGCGGCGGCAGCAGCAGCAGCGACCACCACGGCGCCUCCGAUGCAGUCCACCACCCCAACCGCCAUUGCCAUCACCGCGGCCACCACCGCUCCAGCUCCGACGAACUCCUCGGAGACUGCGACCACGUCGGCGAAGGAGUACGCCAAUGCUGCUGCUGCUGCGGUGACAACGCCGACUACGGCAUCCACCGAGGCAGACGCCAAAGCGCUGCCGCCGCCUGCGCCUGCGCCGUCGUUGUCGUCUGCGGAGCGGCGAACACCGCGCGAGACACGCGAGGAGGCGACGGCCGGGGCCACGCCCAAGACCGCCUUCUCCUCCGCCCCCGGCACGCCUGCCACGGCGGCCGUGGUGAUCGCCAGCACAAAUCUCUUCAACGCACCGCCGCUCUUUAGCACCUCGGCGAACACCCUGCCCUCUCCUCAGCAGACGUUGACGCAGAUCUCGCCCUUGGCUACCAUCUCCACAAAUGCUGCUGCGGCUCCCGCCUCCGCAGUCGCCGCUGUUCGUCCGCCAUCGCAGCCCGUCGCCAUAUCGACCGCUGCGAACACCGCCGUCUUCCUUGCUGUGCCGCCUGGCGCGCAGCCGCCGCCACUUCAGCAGCAGCAGCAGCAGCCGUGCCCGUCCCACAUACAAGCGCCUGCUGCGACCGGCCCGAUCAUCGGCAUCAGCAAGAUUUUCCCGACCCUCCGCAAGUACGCCAGUCGGUUCGACAGGCUCAGUUUGUGGACGUUUCCCCCCACCGAUAGCACAGCACCAGAUCAGUACCUGUGCGGUGGCCAGCUCUCUGUGAAGUCGCACCUGUGGGGCCCCACCCCACUGGGCGAGGCGGCGCCGCAGCUUCCCAUGGACGGCGUGACGCAGAGACUCGCAAAGUACAUCGCAGAAACGCGGAGGGACGAAUCAGAGGCGGCGGCGCGAGUGGCAGAACACGCCAGCCUGCCUGUGGUGUCCGCAGGGGAUGCCGGUAGGAACACGUUCACCCGUUUCGACAGUGACGACUCGUACGCGUUUUAUAAAUACUCGGAUGAUGAGGAUUCCGACGAUGAUUGGUAG